This is a messenger RNA of Aspergillus calidoustus, 2877 nucleotides long. The record is from the annotation of a GenBank genome assembly. Lineage: Eukaryota; Fungi; Ascomycota; Eurotiomycetes; Eurotiales; Aspergillaceae.
AUGGCCGAAAUAGUCGGCGUCGUCUCCGCUGGAAUCGGCCUGGCUGCUUUCGUCGUUCAGAUCUCCGGAAACCUCGGUCGCCUACGCCAAACUCGCGACUUCGUUCCGAAUAAGGCUGCGGCUGAGGUCGGGUUUCUCAUCGGUCGCUUGGAAUUUCUAUGCCAAAUUCUGCUUUCACUCGAUGAUUUCCAGGGCCACAGGAUUGUUGAACUUGCGAUAAGUCACUGCCAGUUCGUCUACAGUAGCGUCGAAGCGACUGUCGACAGAAUUGUGGUUCGUCUUUCGAAGAUUGAGGGCAGCAAAAUGAGCGCAGUUCGGAAAGCGGGAGAUCUCAAGGAUGAGAUUAGUGUUGCGAGUGAGAAGGUGGAUUUUAUUAUCAAUGAGUUGAAUUGUGCCCUCACGCGCGACCUCCAUCGAAUCGUUGCAAUGGAUCUUCCACAAACGGCGGCUGCAUUGGCAUUUUCUUGUACCCCUCAGCGAGCUACUGCCCUGAAACUGAGCGAACCGGAAACCGCGUGUGGCUCUUCUCUGAUUCGCGCCACCACCAUGACUUCGGAACAAACAUGCCCCUUAACAUCUCCAAUCAUUGUCCGCCGUACGAACUUACGGAACUGCAUCGACAAGCAUUGCCACUCCUCAUGCCAUCUCACCCACAAUGCCUCACGACAGCUCUGGGGCUUUGAGUAUACCCCACUUUCCAUUGUUCUGAGGCCUUGCGAUAAUACAAGAUGUACAGGACGACGGUAUCGCUGGAACUUACGGCUCUCCCUGACAAGAUACGGGUUUCCAAUAGCAGUCAUAGCGGGGCUAGAAUUUGUAUCAGCAGCGGGUACAUAUGCUCUGCGGCCUGCGCUAACAGCUCAGGGUGUUGUGAGAUAUACAUCACCCGGUUUUCAGACGCCAUGGCUAUUUGAAAGAGGACUUAUCUCGCUCCAAGAGGCUAAACAAAGAUUUCUUGAACUGCGGAAGGCCGAUCCCUCGAUGAGAUACCAUAUGAACCCAGCUGGUUGCGGCUAUGUCCAGGAGCUCAUGCUUUCUUAUGCCAAUUUAACCCAGCAAGAGAGCUAUACAGCAAUUCUCACCUCUCUUGUUGCCGACCUGCAUAUGCCAGUUGACAACCUGGGCCACGACUUUCUCAUGCGGUACGCGAUAUCAAGGCCCGUCCACAAAAACUGCAGCGCGUUAGAUAUAAUUCUCAAGUACGGCUUCGACCCUGGCGCUUCUGACUAUCCAAUCCUUGAGGAAUGGCAAAGAGCAGCUGAAUUCAGACAGCGUGAUCUUCUCAGAUAUUGCGAGGAUCCAUUCUUCAUCCAAUUUCUGGCGAAGCUCUCUGCGGUGGACCCAGGCUUUGGUGGCUUGACGCCUCUCCACGAAGCUGUUAUCAAAAGUUCAAUAACCAACGUCGCGUCUUUGGGCUCGCUAGCACAGACCCACCGCAAUGAAAUCAACUGCUUGGGUCAAACCCCUCUUCACUUGGCUGUGUCAAAUGCGAAGAUUACGAGGGUCUUGAUCCAGUCCCGCCAUGAUCUGGAUGCCGUCGAUGCGUUUGGAAGAACACCUCUCAUGUAUGCGGCGGCACUAGGAUACUCGGAGACCGUUCAACUUCUUAUUUGUGGAAAGGCAAAUAUGUUCAUCAAGGACAAAGAGCCGCAGCUGAAUUUCAUUGGCCACGCAUCCUACGGAGGAAACUGGGACUUGAUCAUGGACGCACUCGAGACUAUACGCCAUAGCUGCUGUCCUGAGACAUAUCAGGGUUUCAUUCAUUGUGCCAUUCGCAAACUCCUGGAGUUCUCUUUCUCCAUAAUAGACUCAAAAAGAUAUCCGAACGCUACAAGGUUGUUCUAUUUUUCGAAACUUAUCGAUUUUUCCGACGACGUCAACCGCACCCAGGAAAAGACAGGGAAUACCCUCUUACACUAUGUAUCUCAUCGUGAUGAGGCUGAUGCUCUCGUUCGUCGCGGGUUUACAAGGCUUGAUCACCGUAACCGUCAAGGGCAACUUCCGAUUCAUUCGGCAAGCUAUUUUGAUGGAGGGGCUGAAUUGAUCGAGUUCUUUCUCAGCCAUGGUACAGACGUCAAUGCCACCGAUGGAAGCAGGAAAACCGUUCUAUUCUAUCUGUUUGAACGGUUUAGGGGCUGUGUCGGGGACUUAAGGCUACUCAGCGCAAUAAACGCAUGCUUGAGGCAUGGGGUGAAUAUCCUCGCACGUGAUAGGUGCAUGUGUCCUUGCUCGAAUUACGGCGGCUGCAUAGCUGUUCCGUUCUGCAAUGUGCGUCGACGUGGCCUCACUCGUUUAGGAGCGUCAUGCAGCUUUAUUUGGGUGACUGAGCUAUUAUGUGUCCUGGAGGAACAUGGUGGUGAAGAGAUAACCAAGAGACUCCUCCUAUACUUGCUACGAAGGAAACAGUUUGAUGAGCUUAAGAUUACCCAUGUCUGUUGCCAUAGCGACGUUGCAACAUACUCAAUCCCGCACCCUCUGGAGUCGGUUGAGAUUGGCAAGGUCCUGGAAAAGGAACGUGGCUUUAUCGAACAAGUUGACCAGGAGAUGGAAAGACUAGAACAACAACCCCUGGGAUGCCUUUGGUCCCUCUGGAUGUGCAUCCCGAAGCAAAUGCGCAAGCUGGAUACGGUACAGUUUGGGGUUGUGGUCGAUUACGAACGCGAUAAGAUACGCUGGAAUCACCUUCCUAGCCCCGACCGGCUUUGGCGCAACACAAUCGGGGACAUACAGAGAUAUGCCGACUGGCUGAGGGCGGAGUAUGCCUUGCGGAAAGAGUCGGCAAAUUCCCUGGUGGAGACGGAUGCCUGGUACAACAGGCGCGUAUCAUGGUUUAGAGAGCUGAUAGAGCCGGAGGAAAUCAAGAUUGACGGAUUCUAG